Cucurbita maxima (winter squash) is the source of this 2220-nucleotide messenger RNA. RefSeq lists its product as uncharacterized. Bases 342 to 1655 code for a protein of 437 amino acids. The transcript has 5 exons. Lineage: Eukaryota; Viridiplantae; Streptophyta; Magnoliopsida; Cucurbitales; Cucurbitaceae. The record is from RefSeq and is a predicted model, not a curated record.
UUUCAUCAUCAUAUUCACAUCUCGUCGUAUUCACCCGCCAUUGAAAUCCCCAAGCUCUGACCUCGUCUCCUCAGCUUCUUAGCCCUAACCCCCAAAAACAGUGUUCAAUUUCCACUCAAAUUCGUCCAGAAAACGGCUUUCGGUUCAGUUUCUCUUCAACGGCAAUCACCUCCACCUCCAUCCUUGCAGCGAUUCGUAUCUCUCUCUCAGGAUUGGGCCGUUUAAGACAAUAGGGGGCUUUGUUUGGAACAGUGGUGUUUGGGCUCUUCACGGGUUAAAGAUUGGAUAGCGCAAGUGAUAUGUAACAAACAAUACAAAAUCUCAUUUCAGGCUUUUGAAAUAUGGGAUCAGUCUGUUGCGUUGCUGCUAGAGACAAGACUAUUGGCGUUGGAUCUAGUAGUGAAACGCAGCCUAGGAAUGUUCGUCACUCGCCGAGUUGGAGCUUUAGAUGGGAUCAUCCUGGGCGUGUUGUUGGUGAGGAAGUUUCCCUAAAUUCGAUUUCAGAUGGAGUAAGUAGGAACGAGCGGCCUGAGUUCAAGUAUGAAUCCUCAUAUGCAUCAGAAGAGGGUAGUCCAUUGGAUAGACAGACAUGGAAAAACUCCUCAGUAUCUGAAGGAAGCACGACGAAUGUGAGGACACCUACAUCAGGUCGUUCAAUUUCAAGAAAUAUUUUCACGGAUGUUAGUUUGGAACAGGUGAAGAAAGCUACAGAAUGUCCGACAACAUCUACAUCUCCUGCAAAAGUAUCCCUUUCAAUCCCUUCAAUUUCAUCUUUUUCAACAUCCCCUCUAUCAACCCACAGCCAUCUGCCUUCUGCCGGUUUGACAUCAUCAAGAUUGUCUCACUGUUCUCCCGGAGACCGAUUAUUACGUCAAGUAUCUGGUAACCGCAUCCCAGCAUACAAGUCACCGGGUAGCUACAUAGUUUCAGAGGAUAAGCGUACAAUCCCUGGGAGCAAUGAUUCAUUGCGGGGCUCACAUGGUGGAUCCUCCGAUGGUUGGUCUAUGAAUGCUUUCUCUGAGCUCAUGGCAACUUCACAUAGGGGAAGAUGGUCCUUUGGUAGUGAAUCCUUCGACUUUGCUCGUGAGAAGAUGGUUAGAUCCUGCAGCUUAUUCUCGACUUCGCCUUCAACUGAUGCACAAACAUGCGGAAUUUGCUCAAUGUUGUUGGUUGAGAGAUCCUUAUGGACCAGCCAAAAGAUAAUUGCUAACAAUGAGCUGUCUGUCGUUGCCGUCCUAACUUGUGGACAUGUUUAUCAUGCCGAGUGUUUGGAGAAUAUGACACCUGAAGUUAGCAAGUAUGAUCCAGCCUGCCCAAUAUGUUCAUUUGGUGAAAAGCAGACACUAAGGAUGUCUGAAAAGGCACUUAGAGGUGAAUUAGAAUUGAAAAUUAGAAACAAGAGGUUAAGGAAUCGCAUUGCCGAUAGCGGUUUUGAUGGUGAAUCUAACAUGUUUGAUCAUUUUAUAAAUGGUGGACAACAAGAGAAGUGUCCUAAGCUGUCCUCUAGCUCCAGUUUGAGAGGUUCUUCAGGGAAGGGUUUCUUGAGGCGUCACUUCUCCUUUGGCUCAAAGGGGGGAGGGACUAAAGCUCUGCCACAAAGUAACAACACAGCUAAGAGAAAGGGAUUGUUAUGGUCAAGAUCUACUAAGAUGUAACAUUUUCUGUUGCUUCAUAUGGGAGGUUCUGCAAUUCACCUCUGCUAGGCAGCUGGUAAACAGUGAAGAAUGCAAGAUAGAAUUGACAUAGGGGAUAUUACAAUAUCCUCUGGGUUUGGAUAGUUGGAUAUUUUUUUUUUUUUUUUUUAUGAAAUUCAUACAGGCUUUUAGGUUGUGGAGUCAACACUGUAUAUAGGAACGUAGGGUAAGAGAAGAAACAGUUCAGAUAACAAGAUUGAAAGAUUGAAAUCUGCAUUAUGACGCCUUAGAUUGGAGAUUUUCAUUCUUAUCUUGCACAAAUCAAUAUGAUUUCACUUGGAUAAUUGUAUGCAUUGAUCAAACUUGUGUUCUGAAUUCUGAUAGACUGCCUGACCGUGGGUGGCUGUCGUUUUUGCGCUGCAACUAGCAAGGAAAUAUCAGGUACGAUCAGUGGACUCCAAUCCUUUCCCAUUUACAGGCUUUGUUUGAUUCUUAUUGUUGUGUAAAAAUUGGUAUAUACAAUAUUGACCGACCAAGAGUUCAGGUCAUUUUCUUGUACGUUUAUGUGGGUACUCCAUUUUGUUCA